This is a messenger RNA of Mobula hypostoma (lesser devil ray), 3923 nucleotides long. It is a transcript of the gene jmjd8, whose product is annotated as jumonji domain containing 8. The record is from RefSeq and is a predicted model, not a curated record. The coding region runs from base 246 to 887 and encodes 213 amino acids. Lineage: Eukaryota; Metazoa; Chordata; Chondrichthyes; Myliobatiformes; Myliobatidae. Gene Ontology annotation, cellular component: cytoplasm. The transcript is spliced from 10 exons.
UGCGGCUUCUGCUCUCGUCGGUGCUACUCGGUGGAGCUUCAGCUGGAGACUUGGAGCCGGACGGAGGCUGGCAUACAGAUCACGCCAUGCGGAUGGUUGGCAAAGGAUCAUGCAGUGUGGAAGACAAAUGUGACAUUUCGAAGUCUACUGACAACCUGAAACCAAAUGGCAUUGAGAGCACUAAAGAUACAAAGAGGCUUCAGCAGCAUGAAGAAAAGCUGAAAGAUUAGACAACAACACAGCAGAUGGUGAACUGUGGAAAAAUGAGGUAUGCAUAUUCAAGGCCAGUUAUUCUUCGAGGAUUCCCACAGAAUGAGCAUUUCAGGGCUCUCUGCUCUAAGCAAAGGCUUCUGCAGAAGUUUGGAAAUCAUUUGGUGAGAUUGAGCACAGCAAACACUUACUCCUAUCAGAAAGUUGAUGUUCCUUUUAAAGAGUAUGUCAAGAACAUAAUGAAGCCUCAGCCUUUGGAUUCUUUGGGUAGUGAUACACUAUACUUUUUUGGAGAUAACAAUUUUACAGAAUGGGACUCUCUCUUCAGAACAUACAUCCAGCCUCCAUACCAACUCCCUGGAACCAAAGGAGCUUACAGUUUUGGGAUAGCUGGUGCAGGUACAGGAGUGCCUUUUCACUGGCAUGGAGCUGGAUAUUCCGAAGUUAUAUAUGGGCGAAAGCGCUGGUUUCUUUAUCCACCAGACAAGACACCAAAAUUUCAUCCGAACAGGACCACACUAUCGUGGAUGCUUGACACAUAUCCAUAUCUAUCAGAAAUGGACAAACCUCUGGAGUGUACUAUACAUCCAGGAGAAAUACUGUAUUUUCCAGAUCACUGGUGGCACGCUACCCUUAAUAUUGACACCAGUGUCUUCAUUUCUACAUUUUUAGGAUGAAUGCAAACUCAAAUCACAUGGCUUUACCCAAUCCAUUUUCCUUCAACCUUCCAUGAAUCAAUAGAGAAUUAAAAGUCUGAAACAGCUACCUCAAAUUUGCACAAAAUGAUCAGCACUGAAAAUGGCCGUGUUCUUACUCACGAAGUAAAUAUGAAUGCAAGUGAACAUCCAACCUACCCUAAAAAUGAAAUGAAAAGAAGCUCAUUAAAAGUUACAUGUGUCUUUUAAACUGGAAGUGGACCACUGACAAAUAUAAUGAACAUUGUUUGAAGAUUCUCCAGUGAAUGCUCAGACUUGAAAUAUUGAUUUGCUUGUACUACAUUGUCUUUGUAAAAACUUCUUACAUUCCAGUAUUGUAAUAGUUCACUUUUCUCCUGUAAUACCCAAAUGGUUAACAAUUAGUUUAUUGUACCCAAUUCCUGUUGCAAGUAGUUGCUACAUAUAGUGUCUCCUAGUUCAGUCUUGGUGUAAGCAUGCCCUUUUACUUUAAGGCAGCCUCUCGCAACCUUUUUGCCCUGCAGGAUCUCAUGAAAUAAUAUUCAUGUCUCGAAAACCCUGCAUAAAAAUUGUUAAUCCUACAGCUCACUACAGAUAACGUGAUCAGUAAGUUGUAGAUAUAAUAAUCCAAAAAUAAUUGUCCUUGCUCUUUUGAGUAGAGAAUGAAUGCCAAGCAACACAGCAGCUGUAGAUUUUCUCCUUUGUGAAUUUUUAACCAAAUUCUCCUGAUAAAAGCAGGUAGUUUAGCUUACUUUUCUUGAAAUUAAACCUUUCCCUUUCAUAAAUUUUAAAAACUCAUAAGGCAAACUUAAUAAACUUCUGCUAAAUAACUAGCUUAAGCUAAAAUGGGAAUUAAUUUUUCUGAAGGUAGGCUUGGUAGAUUUAUUUUAAAUAAAGGCUGUAAAUUAAUUUUAAUUAAUGCUAUUUGCAAGUCAGUUGGCAGGGUGCAAGGGAGAGUUGGGGGAGAUAAUUUGGGAGGGAGAGGCUGACGUCAUAGCCCAAGUUGGGCAAGUCCAUUCAAAUGCUCAGAAAACACACUUCACGUUCAUCAGCAUACCACUCUCCCCUCUAUGCAAUACAGCGCUAAUUAUCAAUGACCUCUCCUAUCUUGUGUCAAAAACUGACAAUUGACCCACCAAAUAAACAUGGUCCUACUGUGCACAGCCAUACUGGGCUGAGGGACCUCUGACUAAAUUACUACCAGGUCAAGUUGGUCACUGCGAGCACUAGCAUCGUGCGCAGUUCAUAAAACAACUUUUUAAAAAAAUCAAUCUCUCACAGAACCCUGUUGAGAAACCCUGCUUUAAGGUAUGAAAUGUUCCAUUUUUCUAUCAUACUGUGUCAGAUUAGAGCAACAUCUAAAGAAACAGCUCUCCCAAAGCACUUUAUAUCCAGAAAACAUGGCAAACAAUUAAGCACAAGCAGUAAGAUAUUCCAGAUAAUGUUUAAGGCAGGUGAGGGUGAGUUAAAUGGUAGCCAGUAACUCCCCACUCUCUUCAAAAUUAUUUAUCUAUAGCUACAAUUUGAGCAUUCAAAAAGCUGUAAAAUAGUCACCUGCAAAAUAACUGAAACAAACUUAAUGAAAUGCCUAUUAUUAAUCUGCAUCAGUAUCAAGAGAGAUCUAGAUCUCUCCAAACCUGCUUUGACAGACUCAUCAAGGUGACACUUCAUAUUAUGUUAACAAACUAAUAUCCUACAAAAAUAUAUAUUGAAUUCCAAGUAAAUAAUGAAAUAGCAAGAAUGGGAAGUUAGUUGUUUCAGUAGUUAUCAAUUCAUUUCUCCUUAGUUAUAUAAUAACCCUACAUUAUAACUUAUCUGAAAACCAAUUUCAUGCUUUGAACAAAAUGCAGUUUAAAGUUGAUGUUAAGACUAACUUGAGAGAAUCUAGUCUAAACUCUAGGUAUUGCAAUAAGUGAGUAGCAACAAAGGAAUGUCUUGUAAUUUGAUGUCUACACCAUAAAAUGAUUUAAGUGCAGCUAUAGUGUAAAUGUCCUGACAUUAAGUAACAGACAGUUCAAGAUAUUAGAAUCAUAAAUGUCAGGUGUUUAUAGACAUUUAAUAUUUCAUUCCACUGCUUAGUACAGAAUGAAAAUAUUGUCAUAGGAAAAGUAAGAGUACUUUCCUCCAGAAUGCUGGACAAACUGUAACUCAAUUAUUUUCAUAACUUGAAUAUGUGAAAGUUUACCAUGGCACUUUAAACAUCCAUUUUUACCUGCUAUAUUGGUCUCUGGCAUCGUUUAGUUUCAUCAGCUGCAUGGAUAAGGGGAGCCUGCUGCACGGGCAACAGCUUGCUCUCCUUAUUGCACUGCCUCAGCUUGUGUCUCACAUAGACAGUCAGGAUGCAGCAUCCAUGGCCGACCUCAACAAAUGGAGGGCCUCACACUGCUGUUUUGGCAUUUCAACUUUGCCUUUUGUGGAGGCUCUGAAAGAAGCAUAGUAAUAGGCCAGACAGAUUCUGAUGGACCCUGCAGCCAGAUCACAGUUAUUCUCAGGAAGAACGAAGAAUUGCUGUAAUAAAAAUGAACAGGGCCAUCCAUGCAUAAAUAAAUAAAUAAAUAAAUGUCUGAACGUCAAAACAAAAGGAUCUCUGAAGUAUUUGUGUGUUGGUUUAUAUCAUGGAGUCACAGAUGACAGACACAGAUCUUGUGGCCCACCCUGUUGAAGCAAACCUUCUAAUCACAUAUUCCAUACUAAUUCCAUUUCUCAGCACUUCUAUGCCUUGAUAAUUCAAGGGCUUUCUGCUCUUUAAAUAUUGAGAGUACUUGCCUCAGUCACCCCCUAAGAAGAGCAUUCCAGAGUCCAGCUGCCCUUGGAGUGAAAGGUAGGAUCCUCAGAUCCCCUAACAACCAUAAACCUGUCUUCUAGCUUGAGGAACUCUGUUCUCUUAGUGGCCAGCACAGAAAUUCUCAAUCCUUCUCAAAAAAUUUCUCUUUGCAAGUAAUCACAAGAAUGCCAUUUCAGCCACAAAUGAUUAUGGUACAUCUUCCAUAUCAGAUUAUCAUUAAGUGAGUGUCUUGUACAAUUAAGUCAUGGAUACCA